AUGUGCUCCGCGGGAUGUUCGCUGCACGGCUGUCCCAAUGACUUGCCCCACCAGAUCAACACACCGAUCUUGAUUCCUUCCGCUUCCACUCCCCACUGCACUUGCCUCCAAGCUCCACUCUUCCGCCACAACCUCAAUCAAACCCCCUCUCACUGCAGCCAUGUCCGCCUACCAGAACGAGCAACUCCGUCGAGGUGCGCCGUGCCGAGUGCGCGCGGCUGCAGGCCAAGUACCCGGCGCACGUCGCCAUGGUGGUGGAGGCCGCCAAGAGCAGCAAGGCGCACUUCCUCGCGCUGCCCCGCGACGCCACCGUCGCCGAGCGCUAGGCGGCCGUGCGCGCCGCCCUCAACGGCAAGAAGCUCUCGCUCAUCAUCGACGGCUGCACGCCCGCCGCCGGCACCGCGCUGCGCGACCUCAGCGACGCCUGCAAGCAGGCCGACGGCUUCCUGUACGUGGCGGUGCGCGCGGAGAAGGCGAUGGGCGCUGCUGCCAGUCCCUGCUUCUCCAACGACGCGGCUGCUGUGUAAUCCCCUUUAG
Messenger RNA from Leptomonas pyrrhocoris, 537 nucleotides. RefSeq lists its product as hypothetical. The transcript has a single exon. The record is from RefSeq and is a predicted model, not a curated record. The coding region runs from base 1 to 537 and encodes 178 amino acids. Lineage: Eukaryota; Euglenozoa; Kinetoplastea; Trypanosomatida; Trypanosomatidae.